This is a messenger RNA of Helianthus annuus (common sunflower), 720 nucleotides long. Its product is annotated as receptor-like protein EIX1. The record is from RefSeq and is a predicted model, not a curated record. NCBI's taxonomy places the organism in Eukaryota, Viridiplantae, Streptophyta, Magnoliopsida, Asterales, Asteraceae. The coding region runs from base 11 to 478 and encodes 155 amino acids. The transcript has a single exon. Gene Ontology annotation, molecular function: protein binding.
CAUUGGAAACAUGAAGGCGUUAACUUCUCUCGAUUUCUCAAACAACCAAUUAAACGGGACAAUCCCUCCGAGCAUGGCAGCUUUGAACUUUUUGAGCUCAAUGAAUCUGUCACACAACAAACUGUCAGGAAGAAUUCCAACCGGAAAUCAAUUGCAAACACUUACCGACCCAUCAAUAUAUGCUGGUAACAGGGAUCUCUGUGAUGCACCUCUGCCAAAUAAUUGUUCCAAUCCUGAAAACCCACCGGCCACAACAAGCAAGAACAAAUACAAAAAGGCUAAUGAGCUAAGGAAGGUAUGGUUUUACUUGGACAUAACAUGUGGAUUUGCAACAGGUUUUUGGGGUAUUAUUGGAGUCUUGGCAUUCAAGAAGCAAUGGAGAAGGAAGCUUUUUAUGAUUGCAGAGGUAACCAUGGAUAAGGCAUAUGUGGCAGUCGCAGUGAGGAUUUCCAAGAUUAAAAGGGGCACUGAAGCCUAAUAGAUUCUUAUAGUUGACAAUAUUUGUAACAUUGUUGUUUUGAUUUAAAAUACUCUGUUGUGUAAUAUAAUUAUACCAUGGGUAUGUUUAAUACAAAUAAAAAUAUUACAAUACACGAGAUAGAAUACAGGUGACAGAUUACAGAAGAAGUGGACUGAAGAUUAGACAUGCCAAUGGGUAGAAAAUCAUGUGAUGGCAGCAGGUUCGCUCUAUGUUCAAAUGGCAUUCUCUAUUUGAGUCCA